CUUCUAAAAAAAGAAAAGUCACGUGAUAGCUAACGUCAACAUUUCCUCAUAUCCGCCAUCUUCCUCCGCCGCAUGCUUUCUCGUCUGAUUGUGGAACAGGUUACAUCAUGAAUCAAGAAAAAUUAGCCAAACUUCAAGCCCAAGUCCGAAUAGGAGGCAAGGGCACAGCACGUAGGAAGAAGAAGGUUGUGCACAGAACGGCAACUGCUGAUGACAAGAAACUGCAGAGUUCUCUGAAGAAACUUGCAGUCAAUAACAUUGCUGGUAUCGAGGAGGUGAACAUGAUCAAAGAUGACGGCACUGUGAUCCACUUCAACAACCCCAAAGUGCAAGCGUCUUUGUCGGCCAACACUUUCGCCAUCACAGGCCACGCUGAGACCAAGCAGCUCACAGAGAUGCUCCCGGGCAUCCUCAGUCAGCUGGGAGCAGACAGCCUCACAAGCCUGCGCAAACUGGCGGAACAGUACCCGCGGCAAGGCCUUGACAACAAAGCACCAAAGGCAGAAGAUAUUGAGGAAGAAGAUGAUGACGUCCCAGAUCUCGUGGAGAACUUUGACGAAGCUUCGAAAAACGAGGCGAACUGAGUCCCGUCACGUUUUUGAAUGGGACUGCAAUUUCAAGUCGUGGCUUGUCAAUUCAGUGUUUUUAAUUUAGAUGAACGUGACAUCAUUUCAAUGCUAUCCAGCAAACCAGAGAGACUUUUGUAUUGUGACCGGAAGUCUGACCCAGAUUAUCCUCUUCAAAAACGGUCUUAUGCACUUAAAAUAAAGACCACGCUAUAGUCGAAAAGGGGGGAUUGUGUUACGCUAUUCCUGAAGAGCUGGGGUGUGGGGGGUUUAGUGCACCCCUCUUCUGAUUUGAUGGUAGAAAUAGUUUGGUGAGAGAAAAGGCUGGCGCUUAUUCAGGCCUUAAUUGCUUGGAGACUUGAAGGUUACCCAGAAAACCAGCACGCUGCAGUUGUCCGGGAAUAGGGUGCCCUUCCUUGGCCCAAUUAACGGUUCAGUACCUUUUACCACAUUGCCAGUCUUGAUUGCAGUGGUUAUGAAAUGUAGUCUUAAUUAUUAUGUUUAUUUUUUUUUGGUUUAUGAAACACAAUAAAACUAAUUAACCUUU
Molecule: messenger RNA, 1113 nt
Organism: Clupea harengus (Atlantic herring)
Lineage: Eukaryota; Metazoa; Chordata; Actinopteri; Clupeiformes; Clupeidae
Gene: btf3l4
Product: basic transcription factor 3 like 4
Source: RefSeq, a predicted model, not a curated record